Messenger RNA from Dermatophagoides pteronyssinus (European house dust mite), 2661 nucleotides. Its product is annotated as PH and SEC7 domain-containing protein 1-like. The record is from RefSeq and is a predicted model, not a curated record. Gene Ontology annotation, biological process: regulation of ARF protein signal transduction. Lineage: Eukaryota; Metazoa; Arthropoda; Arachnida; Sarcoptiformes; Pyroglyphidae. Gene Ontology annotation, molecular function: phospholipid binding; guanyl-nucleotide exchange factor activity; protein binding.
UUUAUUCUUCCUUUUAAAAAAAAAACCAAUUCUGAUCGUGAUAUCAAAACAAUGUUUAUGAUUAAAGAAUAAUAACAAGAACAGGAACAACAAUGGCAGCAACAACAACAAGUCCAAAUAAUCAAGAUUGGUUUCUAAUGACUGGUGAUCUAAUUAUUAAUCUACGUAGUACAAAAACUGGUGAUACAAAUAAUAUUUUAAAGGGAUCAAAAAAUCGACGACGAUUAUCAUCAUCAUCAUCAUCAUCAAAUGUAAAUGGAAAAAAGAAUUUGAAAAAAUUUCAUAUUGAAAAUGAUGUUGAAAUGAUUGAUUCAAUUUUGGAUGAUAAUCAAAAUCAAUUAGAAUCAUCAACAAUUAAAUCAUUUAAUGAUGAUUGUGAUUGUUUAAAUAGUAUACGUUCAAAUUUGGAACAAAAUUUACAACAUGCAAAAGAAACUGAUAUUGAUCAUCAUGAUAAUGGUUAUAAUAAUGAUGAUGAUUUAUCUACAAAUAAUUUGAAAACUUCAACAACAACAGCAGCGACCACAAAUAAUACAAAUACUAUUCAAUCAUUAUCAUCAAAAAUAUCAAAUUCAUUAUCAUCAACAACAACAACAACAACAACGACAUCAUCAUCAUCAUCAUCGGGAAAUGUAUCAUCUGGAAUUUUAUGUGAUGAUGAUGUACAACUACAGGAACAAGAACAGGAACAUCAUCAGCUGCCACAGCAACAGCAACAACAACAACAACAACAAUCUAUAAAACCACCAUCAUCAAAUUGUUCAAGUGAUUAUCAACAUUUUUCAUUUUUUGAUCAUCCAAAUGAUCAACAAGAACAACAAAAACAUCAGCUUGAUCAUCAACAACAGCAACAAUCGGAACAAAAACAGGAAAAUUGUUAUGAAAAUAUUGGUGAUUGUCGUUUUAAAUCACAGGAAUCAAAUCUUUAUAAUUUAAUUUCUGAUGAUAAUGAUGAUGAUGAUGGUAAUUAUUCUAGAUCAAUGGAUGAAUUAUCAAUUGGUAGUGAUGAAAGUAGCCUUUUAUAUUAUUCAACACCUUCAAAAUUUAAUGGUCAACAACAACAAGGAAUUGAUACACCAAGUGCAUCAAGAUUAGCCAAAAGAUUAUAUAAUCUUGAAGGAUUUAAAAAAUCCGAUGUUGCAAGACAUUUAUCAAAAAAUAAUGAAUUUUGUCGUACAGUUGCGGAAGAAUAUUUAAAAUUAUUUAAUUUUUCUAAUCAAGAAUUAGAUGUUUCAUUAAGAUAUUUUCUUUCAUAUUUUCAUUUAAUUGGUGAAACACAAGAACGUGAACGUGUUUUAGUUUAUUUUUCAAAACGUUAUUAUGAAUGUAAUCCAAAUACUGAAUUCAAAAGUAUCGAUUCAAUACAUACAUUAACAUGUGCAUUAAUGUUAUUGAAUACUGAUCUACAUGAAGAGAACAUUCAUCGUAAAAUGACUUGUUCAAAUUUUAUAUUCAAUUUAGCCGGUAUGAAUGAUGGUGAUGAUUAUCCAAAUAAUCUACUCAAAUAUCUUUAUUAUUCGGUCAAGAAUAAUCCACUUGGUUGGCUUGACGAUGAAGAUCAUCCAAGAACAAUAACAAAAUCAUCUACAAAUCGUAAUGUAUUUGCUAAAAUAACAACAAUAUCAAAAUCGAUUAGUUCACCAUAUGCAACAUUACCAAGAAAAUUUAAUCAACAAUUAUCAUCAUCAUCAUCAAUGAUAUCAACAACAAUAUCAUCGGGAAUAGCAACAACAAGUCCAUUUAUUGAUCUACCAAAUCCAUUGGUUGCAAUUGAAUAUAAAAAAGGUUAUAUUCGUCGUAAAUGUUGUUAUGAUUCGAAUGGACGUAAAACUUCAAUCGGUAAACGUAGCUGGAAAUUAUUCUAUGCAACAUUACGUGAUCUAGUUCUUUAUCUACAUAAAGAUGAAAAUGGAUUUCGUAAAUUACAAUUACAAGAAUGUUUUGCCAAUUCAAUUCGUAUUCAUCAUUCGAUUGCAUCAAAAGCGGAUGAUUAUCCUAAAAAGAAAUUUGUAUUUCGAUUGAUUACAGCAGAUUAUGCGGAAUAUUUAUUUGAAACUAGUGAUUCAAAAGAAUUACAAUCAUGGAUCGAAACAAUCAAUACAACUGCAGCUAGUCUUUCGGCACCAACAUUACCUAUGGCAGUUUGUUCGGAUAGUCGAAAAUUUAAAAAAGAAAUAUUUCCUGUUAGUCAUACAAAAUUAUCAUUGCGUGAACAAUUGAAAGAUCAGGAAAAUAAAUUAUUAUCAUUACAAAAAGAUCUGGAACAAUUGUUAGAAAAAUCAUGUCAAAAUAUUAAAUAUCGUAAAGGAUUUAUGGAAAAAGAAAAUUAUCUACAACAUGAGAUAAAACGUUAUCGUGUUUAUGUUUCCUGUCUACGACGAGAAUUGAAAAAAUUACCCAUACAAUCUUCGAAUGAUCUACAACAACCACAACAACAGCAUAAUGAUGAUUCAUCUAUACAUUCACAGAAUCAUCGUCAACAACAACAACAAUCGUUAACUGUAAAUCAUCAUCAAGAUGAUUCAAGUUUACAAUUUCGUUGUUCAGAUGAUUCGGAUAAUUCAUUGAAAUAAACACAUACAUACACACACAGAAAAUAGCUAUCUUUUUUUGAAACAAACAAACGGCAUCUUUUUCUUAUUCUAUUCUAUUUUUUGUGAU